Molecule: messenger RNA, 757 nt
Organism: Culex quinquefasciatus (southern house mosquito)
Lineage: Eukaryota; Metazoa; Arthropoda; Insecta; Diptera; Culicidae
Exons: 2
Coding region: 114-623 (169 amino acids)
Source: RefSeq, a predicted model, not a curated record
AAUACGUCGAAAAACAGAUGUACGACGCGUGUGUUUGUACCAUGCGGCAACAGGAAGGUUCUCAGGUUUGAGUUUGUUUAUUCCGGUGACACUGGAACGGGUUUAAUAGAGGGAUGCCCGGAAUGUUCGGAAUGCCCCGCAACAGAUGCUCUCUUCGAUCCCCGCCAGAAUGCCAGCAUCUGCUCGGGGGAGGAAGCCGCCGGGGUGACUGGGUCGACGCCGGGAAGGGAGCGGAGACGGCGAUCUACGGAGUUCCAUUGGACCUGCAGCUGGACUCGGGCUCAGGCAUCACCAUCAUCUCCAGACAGAACUGGGUCAAUGUCGGGUCACCUAAACGUCUCCACCGGACUGCAACGAGCAGACAGCUUCCGGGGACAAACUGGGCAUCGAGGCGAUGUUCAGAGCAACCAACACCAUCGGCGGAACGCACAAGGAGAGCAAUUGCUAUGUUUGUCUGGGACGUACCAUUUUCGUCGUUCUGCAAGCUGGUCGGAACUCAAACACCGAAUCAGCAAGUGGUCGAACUGAAGGCCAAGUUCUUCGAGAUGCACAAGGAGAAUCUGUACCGUGCCCUGGAGCGGCUCAAGAGCGGGUUUAGGGUUAUGCUCGAGAAAUGCAGAUAGCUGCCGAGACCAGCCUGUACCGGGCACUAUAAAAAGUCGUGUAGUUUGUGGACAAAGGUUGGCCCAGCGACGCGAAAUCACUCUCCGGAACACCGGAUGUCUAGCAGUUCUUCGCGCGCAGCCCUCUGUCACGA